Messenger RNA from Anisakis simplex (herring worm), 594 nucleotides. The record is from the annotation of a GenBank genome assembly. Lineage: Eukaryota; Metazoa; Nematoda; Chromadorea; Rhabditida; Anisakidae.
AUGCUUGAAUAGAUCGUCUUUGAAUGGCCACCAAAUUGUCCAAUUGAAAUUCAAGAGCUGGUAGGUCGUGAACGUUUUGAUUCAAAGAAUCCGAAAUAUAUGAUGCCAUUUUUCUGGAUCAAGGAACCGAUUCCAGCUACUCGAUCGUGGGCGGUAAUAGUGUGUGGUAUAGAAUGUGCGUUUGGACUGAUAUGUUUGUUAUUCAAUAUGCUUCAUUUCGUUCUUUAUUUACCGUCCUAUAAGGGUGACGGUAUUCCUGGACUGAUUUGCUUCGUCACGUUCGUUCAACUGAGCAUAUUUUACGGGUACAAAGUUUUAUUCAUGAUUGCAAUCUAUGAGAAACGCGCUCGAUUGUUUGAACAUCAGCUUAUAUUUCAAUAUGCGACUUGUGUCUUUCUUUUGUUGAAUUCAUCAUUCACACUGGCUGCUGAUUUCGGUGGUUUUCAUGAGGAAUAUUUAUAUGCGCAGAAGAAUCCGUUGUUGAUUCGUUUCACUGCACUUUUGUCGAUUUGUUUCAUCUUCGUUCAGCUGUUCCUUCGAUUCAUGACUGUACCAGUUUUUAAUUUCAUUAACGAUACGAGACACUUCCAGUGA